Paramecium sonneborni is the source of this 1332-nucleotide messenger RNA. NCBI's taxonomy places the organism in Eukaryota, Ciliophora, Oligohymenophorea, Peniculida, Parameciidae. The record is from the annotation of a GenBank genome assembly.
AUGUUUAAUAUUGUAGGGGAACUUUGGAAAGCUCAAUAAUAUGCAAUGUAUGAUUGUUGUUUUGAAGUUCCUUAAACAUUUUAUAUAUAAGGUAGUAAAAUAUCUCAUUAUUUGACCAGUUCUUAAUGUUCUGGUAAAAUAUUAAAAAAAAGAAAAGAAAAUAUUACAUUAAAAAAUGUCUUAGAUAUUUUUAACUCUAAAGAAAAGUAUGUAUGCUCAUUUUAAAGAUUAUUGAAUAAGAAAGAUAUUUAAUUUAAAUAUUUAACACGAAAUGAACUUGAAGCACUUAUAUCUGAUAUCACUCGUUUUUCAGAACUAUAUUAAGACAUUAUCAUUUAAUAAACCUUUCCUAGUGAAAACUAUAUUACAUAUUCUAGAAAAGGACAUAUAACUUAAAUUUAAUAAAGAAUUCCACUAUCUUUAGAACCAUUAAUUACUUUGAAACAAAGUUAAUUUGCUUGUGAAAAAGUUAUUUUUGAAACUAGAGUAAGUAAAGUUGGAUUGGCAGUUGAAAAAUUAAUAACUUUGAUUUAAGGGUAAAAACUAAAUGAAAUUGAAAUUUAUAUCAAAUAAGUUGGAGAUAAAUUGAUAAUUAUUUGGAACACUAUUCUUUAAUGUAAAAAUAAUAAAAGAACUUUAAAUUUUAUUAAUUCUCAAAAUUACUUACAUAAUUAGGAAUUUCUUGAAUAGUUUUAACCAAAAAAAUAAAUCAAAGAUGAUAUUACUGUAAUUUAAUGUUGUGGGUGCAGAAAAAUAACUAAAAUUAAUGAUACUUUUGAAGUCUUAAAAAAUAGAAUUUGGAAAAUUAGAAUGCAUAGAAAUCUUCAUCAUUUAAAUGAUUAAAAAUUAAAUUUAGAUAUAACCGGAAGAAUCAUACCUAAACUUGAUGAUUGUUAAUUUGUAAGAGUAUGUGGAAUAUGUUAUAAUAGUUUUAUUGAAACAAUAUCAAAUAAUAAUACAAAAAAUGAAAAUAGUGCAAGGAAAUAACCUUAAAAAUAAUAAGAUUUUUAGUCUAUUAUGAUGCCAUAUGGUCCUAGAAGGAAAUUUUAGAAGUUUAAUGAUAAUUAAACAAAUGCUCAUUCUGGAAGUCGCAAAAAUAGCACUUAGAUAAAAGAGAAAAAAAUGACACCAUAAUUUAUGAAUUCAACAUUUGAUUAAAAUUAUGAAAGUAUUUAGAAUUAAAAGAUGGAGAUUGAUGAUGAGUUUGAUUAAUUAUUAAAUGAAGUUAAAAAUGAUAUCAGUAGUUCUUAUUAGUUCAAUAAAGUGAUGGCUAAUAAGGCUAGAAUAUAGAGUGCAUAAAACAAUAAUAAAUUUAGAUUAUAUUACUAAUGA